Larimichthys crocea (large yellow croaker) is the source of this 1572-nucleotide messenger RNA. RefSeq names its product testis expressed 47 (gene tex47). The transcript is spliced from 9 exons. Gene Ontology annotation, molecular function: FAD binding; blue light photoreceptor activity. NCBI's taxonomy places the organism in Eukaryota, Metazoa, Chordata, Actinopteri, Sciaenidae. The record is from RefSeq and is a predicted model, not a curated record. The coding region runs from base 19 to 834 and encodes 271 amino acids.
CGUCAGCGCGUCGUUGCUAUGGUAACCCACAGACAGACCCCCUCACCUGAACCCUUUAAAAAGGUGAACCACAUGACGUCUUCAAAGAAAGCCCGAAACUUCCCCGGCAGGUCGUGGAGGGACGGAGAGGCCGGGGAGGAGGAGAGCCCGCUGACCAUGUUCGAGGUGUAUCAGGGGAGGAGCAGAGAGAAGAUCGUGCUACAGCGGCUGAUAGUGAUUGCUCGGCUCCCCCACCGUCUUGCUGACAGGACAGAACUGGGAGCUCAUUAUGAAAGACUCAACUUCCACUUAAGCAAACAGUACACGUUUGAUCACAUCACGGGCCUGUUGUUGAUUUAUCCGUCCGUUCUGCUGCACGUCAUCGAGUCAUCCAGAGACGUUCUGCUUUCUGUUCUGAAAGACCUCAAAGACCUGCAACAAGAAACAGACUGUGCCUUGCUGGAAGCUCCCAAGGUUGUGUUCAUGGCACAUAACCCUGAAAGCCGGCUGUUCCAACAGUGGAGCUACAAGGUGCUCAAUGUAGAUCAGAAGCCCGGAGACGCUGAAGCUAAAGAACAAGAGGAAGAGGAGGACAGCACCGAGACUCUGGUCUGCACUGUCCUGUCCGCUCUGCAGAAACUGGGUGAACAUCUUGAAACGUCUAAGAAGGCCGAUCGUGGGUCGGUGCUGGAUGAGACACCGGGGCUGGUCAUCUCUCAGGCGGUUCUGGAAAAGCUUUUGGCUCGAGCUGAUUUCCUGACUCCACAAGAACACCUGCAGAUGUACGACUCACCGUUAAACAUCAGCAUGGACUGCGGAAAAGUUAUUCGAAGCAGCUUUCACACCACGGUUUAACUGUAAGCGGGAUACGAUACGUCCAGCUUGGUUUUUCUGAGCCAUAUUUGGAUAUUUAGACGAACAGGUGGAGCUCAGGAGCUGGACGGACUCGCCUCCAAAGCAAACCCUGCUUUAGCAUCCAAAAUGUACAAACUGAGCAUCAUGCUGUGUGGACUUUACACUAGAGACUGAGAGCAUAAACUCAAGAGGAAACUGAGGUCAUAACCCAAAAGACAAGUCGGCUCAUUUCUCCAUAAGACUCUAUGCAAUCUGAUUGUUUUGGAGCCAGUUGUGCUGCCCACCUGCAGAUAUUCAUGGGCCCCAGAGGAUGCAUCAUACUCUCUGACCUUUUCAUGCUCUACACUGAGAUUAACUUUCUUGUUCUUUUGUGAAAAUAUUGGAUGAACUGGUUCAGACAUUCACAAACAAUAAAUCCAAAUGACUUCAGUGACAUUUGUGGUUCGUUGUUUUAUGUUUCUAACAGCUGUUUUAUUACAGCCUGGAAGGCUCAGUCGUGUUUAAAUGUCAUUUUUCAUCGCUGUAAGCUUCACAAACAAAUGUUUCUUUCACCUCUCUCUCUGCGUGACUAGAUACUAGACUACCAACCCUUCAUCCUUCAUCUUUUCUUUGCAUGUUUUGGCCAUGACCACUGUAUAUUGGAGGCUGUUGUUCAUCACAGAGGUCUGCAUGCCACAUGACGCAUUUCAAUGCUUCACUGUCAGCCACUUUAAACUUUGAUUUACUCCGCAAUUCAAG